AUGGCUCAAGAACAAUUGCGCGUCCUGGUUGUCGGCAAUGGUGGCCGUGAGCAUGCUUAUGCUUGGAAGCUGAGCCAGUCGCCCCUCGUCGACAUCGUCUAUGUCGCUCCCGGAAAUGGCGGUACUGGUCGGGGUUCCAGCAAGAUCACCAACGCCAAUGUCAAGGGUGACGAUUACCCCGGCCUCGUGGCUUUCGCGCAGAAGAAUGGCGUGAACCUCGUUGUGCCCGGUCCCGAGGCCCCCCUCGUCGACGGUAUCCAGGGAUACUUCCAAGCCGUCGGCAUCAAGUGCUUCGGUCCCUCCAAGGCUGCCGCCCGCAUGGAGGGCUCCAAGACCUUCUCCAAGGACUUCAUGCAGCGUCACAACAUCCCCACUGCUGCCUUUGGAAACUUCUCCGACUAUGAGUCCGCCCGCAGCUACCUCGACUCCGUCUCCCACAACGUUGUGAUCAAGGCCUCUGGUCUUGCCGCUGGUAAGGGUGUCGUUAUCCCUACUACCAAGGAGAAGGCGCACCAGGCACUCAAGGAGAUGAUGCUCGACCACCAGUUCGGCACCGCUGGUGACGAGGUCGUCAUCGAGGAGUAUCUGGAGGGUGACGAGCUGAGCAUCCUCACCUUCAGCGACGGCUACACUAUCUACUCCCUGCCCCCCGCGCAGGACCACAAGCGCAUCUUCGAUGGUGACAAGGGCCCCAACACUGGUGGCAUGGGCUGCUACGCCCCUACGCGCAUUGCGCCCAAGGAGGUCCGUGACGAGAUUGACCGCACUAUCAUUCAGCCUUCCAUCGACGGCAUGCGGAGAGACGGUUUCCCCUUCGUUGGUAUCCUCUUCACCGGUCUCAUGAUGACCAAGACCGGUCCCAAGGUCCUCGAAUACAACGUCCGGGGUGGUGACCCCGAGACCCAGACCCUUCUGCCUCUGCUCAGCGAAGACACCGAUCUGGCCCAGAUCAUGGUCGCCUGUACCGAGCACUACCUUGACGGUGUCUCUAUCAAGGUCGAGCCCAACUACUCCACCACCGUUGUCGCCGUUGCUGGCGGUUACCCCGGCUCCUACGCCAAGGGCAAGCCCAUCACUUUGGAUCCCACUCCUGCGGGCUCCCUGAUCUUCCACGCCGGUACCACCCUGUCUGGCGAUGAGCUGCAGACCUCCGGUGGCCGUGUGAUUGCUGCCACCGCCACCGCUGCCACCCUUGAGGAGGCCGUGUCCAAGAGCUACGAGGGCAUCGCCACCAUUCACUUCGAGGACAUGUUCUUCCGCAAGGAUAUCGCCCACCGCGCCUUCCGCCAGACUGCCGACACCUCUCUGACCUACGCCGCUGCUGGUGUCUCCAUCGAUGCCGGUAACGAGCUGGUUAACCGCAUCAAGGCCUCCGUCGGACGCACCAAGCGCCCCGGCACUGACGCCGUCAUCGGCGGCUUCGGUGGUCUCUUCUCUUUGGCUGCCGCCAACCCUGAGUACCACGCCGACUCGCCCACUCUGAUUGGUGCCAUCGAUGGUGUUGGUACCAAGCUCAAGAUUGCCCACACUGUCGGUAUCCACGACACCGUUGGUAUCGAUCUGGUUGCCAUGAACGUCAACGACCUCGUUGUCCAGGGUGCCGAGCCCCUCUUCUUCCUUGACUGCUACUCCUGCGGCCACUUGGACGUCCCUACCGCCACCGCGUUCGUCACCGGUGUUGCCGACGGCUGUGUGCAAGCCGGCUGUGCCCUGAUCGGUGGUGAGACCGCCGAGAUGCCCGGUCUGUUCAUCGACGACACCUACGACGCCGUCGGUGCGGCUGUUGGUGCCAUCAACACCAGCGGUGCUUACGCCCGCCAGAUCCUGCCUCACACCGACGCCAUGCGCUCCGGCGACGUGCUUCUGGCCCUUGGCUCGUCCGGCCCGCACUCUAACGGUUACUCCCUGGUGCGCAAGAUCGUCGAGCGCACCGGCCUGGACUUCGCCGACCCCGCCCCCUUCACCAUGCCCGGUCAGACCGAGCAGCUCUCCCUGGGCCGUGCCCUGCUCACCCCCACCCGCAUCUACGUCAAGUCCAUCCUGGCCGCUCUGAAGGCCCACUCGACCGCCAUCAAGGGUCUGGCUCACAUCACCGGCGGUGGCCUCACCGAGAACAUCCCCCGCAUGCUGCCCUCGACUCUUACCGCCGCCGUCGACGUCAGCUCCUGGGCCCAGCCUUCCGUCUUCCAGUGGCUGCAGCGUGCCGGUAACGUCUCCCCGGUGGAGAUGGCCCGCGCAUUCAACUGCGGUGUUGGCAUGGUCAUUGCCGUUGAGGCUUCCGCCGCGGCGGAGGUUCGCCAGAGCUUCGAGGCUGCCGGUGAGACUGUCUACACUAUCGGUGAGCUGCGUGCCCGUGCCCAGGGUGAGGAGGGCUGCGUGCUCAGCGGCCUGGAGUCGUGGAGCGCAUGA
Messenger RNA from Penicillium cataractarum, 2409 nucleotides. RefSeq names its product bifunctional aminoimidazole ribotide synthase/glycinamide ribotide synthase (gene ade1). Gene Ontology annotation, cellular component: cytosol. NCBI's taxonomy places the organism in Eukaryota, Fungi, Ascomycota, Eurotiomycetes, Eurotiales, Aspergillaceae. The transcript has 3 exons. The record is from RefSeq and is a predicted model, not a curated record. The coding region runs from base 1 to 2409 and encodes 802 amino acids. Gene Ontology annotation, biological process: 'de novo' IMP biosynthetic process; adenine biosynthetic process. Gene Ontology annotation, molecular function: ATP binding; phosphoribosylamine-glycine ligase activity; phosphoribosylformylglycinamidine cyclo-ligase activity.